Molecule: messenger RNA, 1375 nt
Organism: Arvicanthis niloticus (Nile rat)
Lineage: Eukaryota; Metazoa; Chordata; Mammalia; Rodentia; Muridae
Gene: Rheb
Product: Ras homolog, mTORC1 binding
Biological process (GO): signal transduction
Cellular component (GO): membrane
Molecular function (GO): GTP binding; GTPase activity
Source: RefSeq, a predicted model, not a curated record
CGUAAUUAAAAAGCGGCGGAAGUAGGUGGGAGGGUCAUGACGCAGCGAGUUUCGGUCGUGACUUUUCCGGGGGCCUUGGGCGUCUCCACUUUUUCCCUUUAAAGUAAAACGUUCCCCCGACGCACCCCCGCGCGUUCCGGGCUGGGAGGCGGCGGCGGGAGGCGGUGCAGACGCGGCCGCGCGCGGUCACGUGGGUGUGUUGUUGGGGGAGGGCCCGCGCGUUCGGUUCCGGGCGGUUGAGCGAGCUAGAGAACGAGCGAGCGAGAGGCAGCCGCGCCCGCCGACGCGCUCUGUAUGCCGCGUUCCCCCGGCGCACCCGCCGCCGAUAGUCUGAGCCGGAGGAGCCGCCGCCGCCGCCGCCGCUGCGGUUAAUGUGGUUGGGCCGGGGCUGAGCAGGCCACCAAGAUGCCUCAGUCCAAGUCCCGGAAGAUCGCCAUCCUGGGCUACCGGUCUGUGGGGAAGUCCUCAUUGACAAUUCAGUUUGUUGAAGGCCAAUUUGUUGAUUCCUACGAUCCAACCAUAGAAAACACAUUCACCAAGUUGAUCACAGUGAAUGGGCAAGAGUAUCAUCUUCAGCUUGUAGACACAGCGGGGCAGGAUGAAUAUUCCAUUUUUCCUCAGACAUACUCCAUAGAUAUUAAUGGUUAUAUUCUUGUGUAUUCUGUUACAUCAAUCAAAAGUUUUGAAGUAAUUAAAGUUAUCCAUGGAAAGUUGUUGGAUAUGGUGGGGAAAGUGCAGAUACCUAUUAUGUUGGUUGGAAAUAAGAAAGACCUGCAUAUGGAAAGGGUGAUCAGUUAUGAAGAGGGAAAGGCUUUGGCAGAAUCUUGGAAUGCAGCUUUUUUGGAAUCUUCUGCUAAAGAAAAUCAGACUGCUGUUGAUGUUUUUAAAAGGAUAAUUUUGGAAGCAGAAAAGAUUGAUGGAGCAGCUUCACAAGGGAAGUCUUCGUGCUCAGUAAUGUGACAAUUCUGCUGCAGAACCUUCGGACACUGGGAAUAUAUUCCACCUGAGGAAGCAAACUGCCCAUCAUCCUUGAAGAUAAAACUAUGCUUCUGUUUUCUUCUGUUAACCUGAAAGAUGUCAUUUGGGUCAGAGGUCCUCCCCUUUCAGAUUAUGUUAACGUCUGACUCUGUCCAAAUGAGUUCACUUCCAUUUUCAAAUUUUAAACAAUCAUAUUUUCAAUUUAUAUAUUGUAUUUCUUAAUAUUAUGACCAAGAAUUUUAUCGGCAUUAAUUUUUCAGUGUAGUUUGUUGUUUAAAAUAAUGUAAUCAUCAAAAUGAUACACAUGUUACACUACUAUUAACUAGGCUUCAAUAUAUCAGUGUUUAUUUCAUUGUGUUAAAUGUAUACUUGUAAAUAAAAUAGCUGCAAACCUUAA